Molecule: messenger RNA, 1210 nt
Organism: Petromyzon marinus (sea lamprey)
Lineage: Eukaryota; Metazoa; Chordata; Hyperoartia; Petromyzontiformes; Petromyzontidae
Source: RefSeq, a predicted model, not a curated record
CGCACCUGGCGAAUGGUCACUGUGCACAUUGCAACGUGGGGUCACACACAUGGCAGUGUCGCUGAUAGAAUUGGUGGAGACUCCUGGCGAUGCGCUCUUGCUCGCGCUCAUGGCGUGCUUAGCGACCUCGAUCGUCGCGUCGAACAUGAUUCUAAUCGCGGCCUUCGUGAACUCGAGAGCGCUCUUGAAACAAAACAACUACCUCUACACCCUGAGCCUCGCCGUUAGCGAUUUUCUCGUCGGUGCCGGAUUCUUUUACAACGGCCUCUACGACGUCAAGGAUGAGUUUGGUCCUGCAUACAGCCCGCCAAUUGUAAUUCCGGUCAUUCACGGUGUAUCCCUGCUGACCCUGCUCGCUUCCAUGCUGGACAGGUAUUACGCCGUGCAUUCGCCUUUUAAGUACGUGGAAAAAAUGACUCGAAGGAAAACCAUGCUAAUCAUCGGUUUCACUUGGCUCGUGCCACUUGUAACGUUACUCAUGAACUCGAACAUGUCAUCGUCUUCGAAGUUCGCUUACAAAGCCUACUCAACCACCGUUGUCAGCAUAUUCCUCCUCGUGGUCAUGGUGGUGAUAAACACCCGAAUCUACAUAACCACCAGACGCCAGCAAAGUCGCGAGCCUGGAGCAGAAUCCAAGGCGCGUGCGGCUCAUCUCGUCAUCAUCGCGUCCACAAUGUUCAUUAUUCUCUGGAUGCCCAGCCUAAUCGGCAUGGCAAUAUGCGCAGGAUUUGACAUGUGCAUAUCAGCGCCCUACAAUGCCAAAAACCCGCUCAACACCUUGCGGAUCCUGAACACCCUGAGCACGCCCGUCAUCUUUCUGAUUGGAAGCACAUUGACCAGAGCGUCUCUGAAGGAACUGGCUCUACGUCUGCGUUGCAAAAGGUUACUUUCGUAGUUAUCGUCUGACUAUUAACCUCUCUGACUUUAAACUUGUUUUCCUUCCCCCACGUUAAACACCGUUACACACACAUGCAUCCCAUGUAACUUUGCAGUGUUUAGAACUCCGUUCUGCUUGUAUACUGCGGCCUGUUUUGAUUUAAAAGGUGCUGUACAUGCUCGUAACCAUAAUUCUCCGCAACGACACGGAAUGCAUGUGUGUGCAAUAAUUGCUAUUUGCGUUUAACAGGGCCGGACCCAUUGUUGAAAUGGAGUGCUUUUGCCAACAGAAUGUGGCAACUAAGCAGCAUUUUUUUUAACAAGCCUUAAUCUA